This is a messenger RNA of Musca domestica (house fly), 1745 nucleotides long. RefSeq lists its product as uncharacterized. The transcript is spliced from 3 exons. The coding region runs from base 354 to 1628 and encodes 424 amino acids. NCBI's taxonomy places the organism in Eukaryota, Metazoa, Arthropoda, Insecta, Diptera, Muscidae. The record is from RefSeq and is a predicted model, not a curated record.
AUUUUUAAACAUAUAUCGAAUAAAUUGCAAAACUAGUAGAUUCUUGCAGGUCGCUCCAUGCGAACAUGGUAUUAAUUAAGAAAUUGCAUUUUUCUGAGAUAUUUAUGCAAUUGCAAUAAUUAUCAUGAUGCCGAGAACAAUCAAAAAUGAAAAGACGAGAAAAAGGUGGAUCAGGGAGAUGAAUGAUCAAACAUUUACUCUUGAUGGAGAAGAAAUAUUUUGCAACAUUUGCAAAAAAGAGGCAGGAUUGGAUUUAGUUGUUAAAUAUCCAACAUAGUUUUAAGAAUUUUCAAUUUGUUUUGCAAAUUGUUUGCUAUCGAAAGUCUCAGUUAAACCAACACUUGGCCACCAAAAUGCAUAGGAAUAUGUCGGGGGAUUUAUCAACAACCCAAAAUGAUGCAGAAAAUGAUUUUAAUCAAGAUCUUUGUCAAGCGUUAAUAGAUAUCAGUAUACCAUUGCAUGUGGUAAAUAAUACAACAUUUAGAUCAUUUUUAGAGAAAUACACACAUAACGAUGUACCCAAUGAGAGUUGGCUAAAAACUUUUGAUCUACGGAAAUUGUAUACACAAAAAUUAAAUCAAAUAAGAGAUGAGCUUGCAAAUGGUCACAUUUGGAUAUCAGUUGAUGAGACAAUUGAUGUGACUGGACGCUGUAUUGCAAAUAUCAUUGUAGGAAAAUUGGACAUAGAAGCUGUCACUCGACCUUAUUUAUUAGCCUCCAAAGAGCUAUUAAAUGUUGAUUGUUUUGCCAUAACCAAAUGUGUUAGCGAAGCUAUUGAUUUAUUAGGCUUUAAAAAUGAACAAAUACUUUUGUUUGUGACAAAUGGAAUUUCAUAUAUGCUUGAAGCUGCCACGCAGCUUAAAAGUCGAUAUCCAGAUAUGUUACACGUAACAUGUUUUUCUAAUGGCUUUAACAUUUUAGCAGAAGCAAUAAAAUAUGCAUUUCCAAAGGUCAAUGAUUUUAUAUCCUGUGUACAGGCACUUUUUUCAAAGGCACCGCAUCGGGUGGCAUAUUACAGGAAAGUACUAAACAUUGAACUACCACCAGAACCCGUUGUUCACAAAUCGAGUACAUGGAUUAAGACAAUAGUUUUUUAUGCUGAUAACUUUGAGGAGAUAAAGAAAGUAAUCCAAUCAUUUGACCCAGAAGACUCCCAAUCCAUAUCACAGGCCCAGAAACUGUUGGAAAAUGAUAAACUAUUUUAUGACUUCAUUUUCAUCAAGUCCAAUUUCGAGAAACUCUCUUUGAUAAUGGAAAAACUUGAAUCUACUCAAAUGUCAUUAAAGGAAUCUUUUAAACUUUUUUAUGAAGCCGAGAAUAUUAUACGUGACAUAUCAGGUGAUUUGGGCGAAGUUUUAUGUAAUAAGUUAGGUCUAGUACUAGAGAGAAAUGCCGAUUUAAAUGCACUUAUGAGUGCGAAUAAUAUUCUGAGCUAUAAUCAAGUUCCGGACGGAGAUAUGGGAAUUAUUAAAUUGAAAAAUAUUAUAAAAUAUAAAUUUGCACCAAUGAGUUGUUUUGAUGCUGAGAGAAUUUUCCCGGCAUACAAUUGGAUAAUUUCUGAUAAUAAACCAACAUCAAAAAUGAGUGAAAUAGAAAUGCUACUUAUUUGUAGUUGCAACAUUUGGUAAAUAAAGAUAUUAGGCCUUUAUUUACCAAAUAUUAUUAAAAUGUAUAAAGAAUUUUUAAAAAUGGGAUGAAAAACAAGAACUUUUUAUAUAACGGUAAACAGAUAAAAUGCAGAAAAU